GGGAUUCCGGUCCUGGGAGUGUCUGCAGCCCAGGAGGGGCUGAAAGCUCCAGAGUGAGCCCUGAGAUAGAAUGAGAGGGGAAGAAGAAAGCAGCUAGGCGCUCCGAGAAGGGGAGGAAGUGGGAGAUGCGCUGCUUCCUGUAGAAGAAACAUGACUGAAGACAAAGCUGGGUGGGGACUAGUCCCGGGGCUGCAGGCGCCGCUGCCACACACACGGCGGCUGCCACUCCGCGGGCAGCUCGUACUACUGCUGCGCGGCGCUGGGCUGGGCUGGGCUGGGCGGGCUGCGCGGGGCUCCCCAGCACACAGAGGCUCCGCACGGAGAAGAGCCACUUUUCUCUGACCAGCUUCGGGAACUAAGCCAGAAUUGCCAGUGAGCCUCAGGCUUUGGAAACUGAAGAGGGAGGCAGACGAGCCCAGCCAACAUCCUGAUGGCGAGCAACAAUACCGCCAGCAUAGCGCAGGCCCGGAAGCUGGUAGAACAGCUGAAGAUGGAAGCCAACAUUGACAGGAUAAAGGUGUCCAAGGCAGCUGCAGACUUGAUGGCCUACUGUGAAGCGCAUGCCAAGGAAGAUCCCCUCCUGACCCCUGUGCCGGCUUCAGAGAACCCAUUUAGAGAGAAGAAGUUUUUCUGUGCUAUCCUUUAAGUCUUCACUAAGAGCCUGAAGAGCCUCAGCUCCUGGGACACUGAUGUAGAGUUUUUAGCAAAGUGGGCGCCUUUCUAGUCCACAGCAUUUAAAGAGAGAAAGGAGAACCACCCUGGAAACUCCAGGCUGUGCAUGUUUAAAGAACUGGUCGGUCCCCUUUAUGAGAAUGAAGCCGAUCUGCAUCUUGAGUUUAGAGAUCUGCUAUCUGCAGAGCUGCCUAGAGGAGGGAAAUGUGUAAAGAUAAAAUCGGUGUCAUUUCUUUUCUGCUAUACCUCCCCAAACCUUAUGUUUCUGCUUUAUAUUUAAAAAAUAAAAAUUAAAACAGACAGCUGUACUGAGCUGAGCUAUGUAUGACCUUCUUGGACUUAAUAUUGCCUUUAGAAUACCCUUUGUAAGCUGAGUUGUCCAGUGUGGCUGCAGUCUGGUUUAAUGGGAUUGAUGUUUAGUCCUUGUGUCUUUUUCUGUUUCCCUUCUCCCUUCCCUGUCCUUCUUCUCGUCCCAGCUAGAGUAGUACAGGGAUUAGACUGGAAUUGUCUGUAAGCCUGACCCCAAGGAUGAACACCCAAAUGUUUAGGGAGCUGCUCCCCAUGGUUUACCCUCAUGGUUAAGAACAACAAAACAUGUUGGUUGUCUGUGUUCUCUUCCCACAAUCCCUAACAUCUGUACAUGAUAGCUUUGAUUCUGCAAGUAAAAGUAAACGUGUUGUAACUGGUGCUUUCAUAUUA
Molecule: messenger RNA, 1371 nt
Organism: Manis pentadactyla (Chinese pangolin)
Lineage: Eukaryota; Metazoa; Chordata; Mammalia; Pholidota; Manidae
Gene: GNG2
Product: G protein subunit gamma 2
Exons: 4
Coding region: 431-646 (71 amino acids)
Biological process (GO): G protein-coupled receptor signaling pathway
Cellular component (GO): heterotrimeric G-protein complex
Molecular function (GO): G-protein beta-subunit binding
Source: RefSeq, a predicted model, not a curated record